AUGACUGGUGGAGACAAGAGCUACACAUGCGAGGAACUGAACCCAGCACUUCAUAUUAUUAAAGAAAAACUGAAGAGGUUUACUGAGGUUGAACAAGAAUGUAAGGAAACAGCAGAACAUAUCAGGAGUCAGGCCCAGCACACAGAGAGGCAGAUAAAGGCAGAGUUUGAGAAGCUCCACCAGUUCCUGCGAGAGGAAGAGGAGGCCAGACUAGCUGCUCUGAGGGAGGAAGAGGAGCAGAAGACUCAGAUAUUGAAGGAGAAGAUAGAAAACAUCACAGGGCACAUAUCCACUCUUCCAGACAAAAUCACAGCUAUAGAGAAGGCCAUGGACACUGAAGAUACCUCCUUUUUACGGAGUUACAAGAACAUCAAGGAAAGAGCCCAGUGCACACUGCAGGAUCCAGAGCUGCUCUCAGGGGCACUGAUAGAUGUGGCCAAACACCUGGGCAACCUGAAGUUCAGAGUCUGGGAGAAUAUGCUGGGGAUGGUGCAGUACACUCCUGUGGUGCUGGACCCCAAUACUGCAGCACCCUGGCUCUCUCUCUCUGAUGACCUGACCAUUGUGAGAGACACAGAUACAAAGCAGAAAUAUCCUGACAACCCAGAGAGGUUUAGCAGGUGUUUGAGUGUGCUGGGAUCUGAAGGGUUUACCUCAGGGAAACACAGCUGGGAGAUGAAGGUUAGGAAUAAACUUGAGUGGACUAUAGGAGUGGUGAAAGAGUCCAUCAGUAGGAAGGGAAAAAUAACAUGCAGCCCAGAGAGAGGAUUCUGGGUCUUAAUGCUGAGGAAUGGUGGUAAGUACAGAGCAGGAGGAGGUACUGAGCUCACACUGAAGAGGAAGCCCCAGAGCAUCAGAGUGCAGCUGGACUAUGACAGGGGGGAGGUGUCCUUCUUUGACUCCAGUGACAUGUCAGUCAUUUACAUUUUUACAGACACUUUUACUGAGAGAGUGUUCCCAUACUUCUCUCCCUGUUUGAAAAAAGAUAAGAAUGAUGGACCCCUGCAGAUAUGCCCAGGGAAAGUAGUGGUAACAAUGACUUAAUCCGAGUGAAAAUAAUCAUAUAAAUUAUAGAUGCUGUACUUGUAAGGACAUUUGGCUGUUUCUAAUCUGCCUCAGCAUGCCUGGUUGUUGACUUGAACUAGGGUAGACCUACUGGACAUGUGAAAUGAUCAAAGGAGGGUGGUUGAUGUAUUUCAGAUCCAAAUAGGAGGCACAUGCACAGAGAUAACAAUGACCAUUUGGUUAAUGCAAUGAAUGCAUGUAUGUUAAUUUGGGAUCAACCUGUCGGAGACAUUUAAAUACAAAGGAGGGUGUUUUAAUAGUCUGUCAGAAGGGAACAGACAUGCAUACAGAGGUACCUUGUUGGGAAAGGGGUAUAAAGCUGGUGCUUGAACAACAUUGUAUUGCAACUGAUCUGCUUUUGUAUUGCAACUGAACUUUUACCUGCUUUUUUCAUGCUGUACUGGAGUCUAUUUUUGCUUGUUAAUAUAAAUUGUUCGGAACUACAAAUUUUACUUUACAAAGGACCACAUUUUUUCAUACUGAAAGAGUACUAUGGAGGAAAUCAAUUUAGUAAUUAUAAUUAAUUAAUUGCCUUUUCGUUAUUAAUUAUUUUGUUGAGAGUUGAGAACUGUACAUGCACUUUUGAUAAUGGGUUUUGUUUUUUUUAAAAUCAGAUUUUUAUUUCAUUUGUUUAUACAUAAAACAGAUGAGCUCUUGUGGUUAAUUAAAAUGCUUUUAUACCUGUUUGGUGUCA
Anguilla rostrata (American eel) is the source of this 1759-nucleotide messenger RNA. RefSeq names its product zinc-binding protein A33-like. Gene Ontology annotation, cellular component: cytoplasm. Gene Ontology annotation, molecular function: protein binding; ubiquitin protein ligase activity. The transcript is spliced from 6 exons. Gene Ontology annotation, biological process: protein ubiquitination. Bases 1 to 1044 code for a protein of 347 amino acids. The record is from RefSeq and is a predicted model, not a curated record. NCBI's taxonomy places the organism in Eukaryota, Metazoa, Chordata, Actinopteri, Anguilliformes, Anguillidae.